AAAUUCAAAGUUAGUAGAGUUGUUGAGCAUGCUUAUACCUUGACUAUACCUUAGAGUUCGAUCCAUUUUCUUUAGAGUUCAGGUCCACACGGAGAAAUCAAUCAAAGCUGUGUUUCCACACUUAUAAAAAAGUUAUAAUGCAAUGACUUAUAUUUUUCUGCUUUGUUUUUGUUUUUAUACUAAUCUUUUUACUUUUUUUAUUAUAUGAGGAAGGUUCGUUUUGUGGUUCUUCUGCAAGAUAUAACCACUUAGGUUUGCUGGUUUGUUUUUUCUUUUUAUACUAGUCUUAGAUCUAAGAGUGAGGAAAGAGAGCUGCUUCUGGUUUUGUGGUUCUCCUCCGAGAUGAUCAGAAACAGAGCGAGUAGUCGCAGGCCUGAAUCCGUGUCCAUACAUGUUGAAAAUGAAAAUGAGUAUGAACUUGGCAGUAAUUUCAAUCGGAAGGCUAUUACCCUGAAGCGACUUUUUCUCUUCGUCAACUUCAUCCUCAAGCUUGUAACUGUUUUUUUUGGUCAGCUAUCUUCCCCGGAACACCCUGUGUAUGGAUUGCUUAAUAUGGUAAUUUCUUACAUAACCUUCAUCAUUUCAAUCAUUUUGCUUGUUUGCAAGCGUCGACAAGGGCGAGUUGAAUUGAGAUGGAGGUGUUUACUAAGAAAACCUGAUAUUGAAUUCAUUUGUGAUAUAGUUGAAUGUGUUAUUACGUCAAUAGCAUAUUUUAUUUUUUUGUCUAGACAUGUCGAUGAUCCUAUCAGGAUAAAUUUGUGGCCUACUCUUUUUGCCUGUGUUCGAUUGUAUUCAGCAACAGCCAAUCCUUCCCAAAGACAGCCAAGUGACUCACCAGAAAUAAGGCAGCCCAUCCCACAGAAUACUGAGUCAAUCCUACUAGAACCACCGAGUAAUGAGUCAAUCCCACCACCACCACUGAGUACUGUGUCAAUCCAACCACCACAGAAUACCCAGUCAACCGCACUUUCAACCCAGUCUGUCCCACAGAAUAGGGGGACAACCUUUACUGUGGCCGAGCUAAAAGCUGCCACCAAUGACUUCUCACCAAAUAACAAGAUUGGUGAAGGAAGCGUUGGUGUUGUUUAUAGGGGCAAAUUAGAUGGUCGUGAAGUUGCAAUUAAAAGAGGGAACAUUGGGGGGGCAAAUAGUAGCUGGUUUCAAGAGGACGAGAAUGGAAAUAGUAGCUGGUUUCAAGAGGACGAAAAUGGAUUUAUAUCUAAAUUAGCGGUUUUGUCAAGAAUUUGCCAUGAGAAUUUGGUUGGGCUUGUUGAAGAGGACUAA
This is a messenger RNA of Jatropha curcas, 1284 nucleotides long. RefSeq names its product putative serine/threonine-protein kinase-like protein CCR3. The record is from RefSeq and is a predicted model, not a curated record. NCBI's taxonomy places the organism in Eukaryota, Viridiplantae, Streptophyta, Magnoliopsida, Malpighiales, Euphorbiaceae. Gene Ontology annotation, biological process: protein phosphorylation. Gene Ontology annotation, molecular function: ATP binding; protein kinase activity.